CAUGAGCGAUUUAGAUGACCCACUAACCGGGCAGCAGCAGCAACAGCAACAACCUCUAACCCAAACCACCCCACGCAGUUCGCUCGGUUCGGGAGCGCUUUCCUACAGCAAUUCCUCCAUCUCACCCUCAACCAGUUCGAGCAGCUCCGGUUCAGCAAAAUCCGCCGUCAGCGAGUGUUUAGGUGCAUGGCUCAACUAUCUGCAGAUCAUGAACAAUUUGUGUGCGGCCGGUUACCGGCUAGCACAAACGAUAGCCGCACUCGAGCCGUGGGCGUACUUCGAUCAACCAAAUUCCGCCACCGGAGCCGGUGGACCAUCAUCCGGUGGAAACAACCCAUCAGGAGGUGGUCCCACUCCGCCCCAGUCACAGCAGCCCCAGAUACCGCAGCUACCCUUUACAACCUCGCAGAUACCAUCACACAUGGCCUUUCAGUUCAUUACCGCCUGGGAUGAGCUGGCCCGCGCAUCCGUUAUGGCCACGAGCACGGUCAAAUCGCACAUCGUGAGCGUGCUGCAGGACUUUAAAACGCAACCGCUGGCCACGGUUGAGCAGGAAGGCGAACUGCUACAUAUCAAGGAGUACAAUCAGCUUAUACUGCAGGACAACGCACAAACGAUGAUAAAUCUGCAGCACCAGUUCUGUGUCGCUUCGUGUGAUGCGUUUGCCCAGCUGAUGUGCUGCUACCAGUGCCAAACGCAGGUUGGAUUCCCGCACGAUCCAGACUGUCCUAUGGUGCAGCAUCCGAUGUCCGCCGCUGCGACGAUUGCACGUACCGGUGGCGGUAUAACGGUGGACCAGCGCUCCCAAACACCGUCUCCCCACUUUGGGAUGAAAAUGCAGGAAAACGCUCGGCUGUACGAUCGGACGGGGUCAAUUUCGACGCAGGGAUCUUCCUCCGAUCACGGUACGACGGCGUACGAGCAAACGCGUGGUCCUUCCCCGCAUGAUAUUCGUGGCCCGAGUCCGAUUCAGGGUUAUUUGGAUAAUAUACGUGGACCGCUCCCGAAUCCGGGCCAUUUAUCGGGCAUGAAGGCCCCAUUCUAUCGGGGGUCACGAUCGCCGCUGAAUUUUCCUCUGUUCACGCUGAAUGGGCAACGGCGAUGGUCGGAAGCGGCAGCAGGGGAAGUGAACUCGGAGGCGGCACUAGACCCCGAAAGUCAAAUGCGUCGAUGGUCGAUGCCGUGGGAAGCGAAAGCCGAUAAAUCCACCGUUCACUGGAACCAAACGCGCCUAAUGCCGAUUUCGAAGCUUGCGGUGCCAGCCAGCGGCCCAGGACCAACACCCAAAUCUUCGCUCGGCGAUCGUAGCCAAAGCACAACGCCAGAUUCAACCUGGCACUCGUCAAUUACGAGCCAGGAUGGGUUGGUGGAAGCGAUACAGUUACUGUCCUGUCGGCCAAUCCACCGGAUGCAGCCGAUGAUGAUGAUGGCACCGCCAAACAUAGGACCACCGUUCGUUGAGGAACCGUCAGGAAUGCAGCAACAAGAAUCUCAAAGUACGCUGGGCAAUCCACCCGGAGGACUGUACGGUAUCUGGACGCAACAGAAUCCUCCGAGCGCUAUCUUGCGCCAGUCCACCGCAGCAGGGACAAUGCAGCAGGACCGCAUGAUACCGCUGAUGAACUACAUCCGCGAGCAGGAUUCAUCGAUUGACGAAAAUCCACCUAACUAACUC
Anopheles maculipalpis is the source of this 1675-nucleotide messenger RNA. RefSeq lists its product as uncharacterized. The transcript is spliced from 2 exons. The record is from RefSeq and is a predicted model, not a curated record. Bases 2 to 1672 code for a protein of 556 amino acids. Lineage: Eukaryota; Metazoa; Arthropoda; Insecta; Diptera; Culicidae.